Oryzias latipes (Japanese medaka) is the source of this 3443-nucleotide messenger RNA. It is a transcript of the gene znf598, whose product is annotated as zinc finger protein 598. The record is from RefSeq and is a predicted model, not a curated record. Gene Ontology annotation, biological process: rescue of stalled cytosolic ribosome; protein ubiquitination. Gene Ontology annotation, molecular function: ubiquitin protein ligase activity; ribosome binding. Lineage: Eukaryota; Metazoa; Chordata; Actinopteri; Beloniformes; Adrianichthyidae.
GUCAGCCGGCAAUAGUUCGCGCUGUCGUAAUUACGUAAGCAUUUCAUCGGCUGUGGACUUCCUUAGUCGUUGAGUUGUGCCUUUAUCACCAACAUGGAUCCAGCAAAAGACCCAGAAAAGACAUGUGUCUUGUGUUGUCAAGACGUUGAAAUAUUUGCUUUGGGAAAAUGUGAUCACCCAGUUUGCUAUCGUUGCUCGACGAAGAUGAGGGUGCUGUGCGAGCAGAAAUACUGCGCUGUCUGCCGGGAGGAGCUCGACAAGGUGGUGUUUGUGAAAAAACUGGAGGCUUUUCAGUCUCUAUCGUAUCAGAAUUUCCCCUGUGAAAAAACAUAUGAUAUUUAUUUUGGGGACGAGAUGAUCUAUUCACAGUACAGGCGUCUGUUGUUCUCAGAAUGCCCCCGCUGCCCCGAGCCCAAGAUUUUCUGCACGUUUGAAGAGCUGGAGAAGCACAUGAGAAAGCAGCAUGAGCUGUUUUGCUGCAAACUCUGCACAAAACAUCUUAAGAUCUUUUCUCACGAACGGAAAUGGUACAAUCGUAAGGAGCUCGCUCGUCACAGAGCUCAUGGCGACACGGAUGACACCAGCCACCGAGGACACCCACUCUGCAAAUUCUGUGAUGACCGUUACCUCGAUAAUGAUGAGCUGCUGAAGCACCUGCGCAGGGAUCACUAUUUCUGCCAUUUCUGUGAUGCCGAUGGCUCUCAGGAAUAUUACAGUGACUACCAGUAUCUGAGCGAACACUUCAGGGAGAGUCACUAUCUGUGCGAGGAAGGUCGGUGUGCCACCGAACAGUUUACUCACGCCUUCCGCUCUGAGAUCGACUACAAAGCCCACAAGGCCGCAGCGCAUAGCAAGAAUAGAGCUGAGGCGCGGCAGAACCGCCAGAUCGAGCUGCAGUUUAACUACGCCACGAGACAACAAAGGAGGAACGAAGGUAUGCUGACAGGCGAGGACUAUGAGGAAAUGAGGCAGAAUCGUGGAGGAAGAGGAAGGCCGCCAGGAGGUCAGAAGAGCUGGAGGUACUCCAGAGAAAGAGAAGAGGAGGACAGGCAGGUGGAGGCUGCUCUGAGAGCCUCCAUGGCAAUGCGAAGGCAGGCGGAGAGAGCUGCAGUGCAAGAGAGGAGCACUCCCAAACACUGCAGGGAGGACCGGGUCGACAGAACAGAACCAGAGGAGCCCAAAGCCAACACUGGACACAAGACAGUUAACAGACCUCCAGUGAAAACUUUGAAAAGCUCCAAUCCAGGUGAUGAUGAGUUUCCAGUUUUAGGAGCCACAGCUUUAAUCCCCAGUGUGAAGCCUGCUUCUGUGGGAGGUGCUGCAACCCUAAAGGAGGAGGAGUACCCCAGUCUCUCCGCUGCUGCCGUUUCAGCCCCGAUGACCCCCGCCUACUCCGCCCAGCCCAGGAAGACUUCAUCUUUUCAAGAGGAGGAUUUUCCCGCUCUUGUUCCCAAAGUCCGCCCCCGCAAACCUGCGGCAAGCACCAGUUCUGCAUGGUCCAACCAUACAGCUGUAGCUGCACCCAUCACUCAUCCUCCGCCAUUCUCCAGACCCACCCCUCCUGUCUCAUUAUCAACUUCUGGGCCUGAGCUCCUCUCUUCAUCAAACUCUGUAUCAUCGCGCAAGAAAAAGAAAGUCGGCGAGAACAUAAAAGCGGCUUCUCGCCACUCUCCUUCUCUCUCUGAUGAUGAGAGCAGUGGGAUGACACAGCGGGAGUUUCGCUCAGUCCCCACCAUGUUGGAUAUCUCCUCGCUUCUUACUGUCAAAACCGACAACAGCAAAUCCUCGACUGUCCACGCCCCCCCUUCAAACUCCACUGCCAGUGCAGACUCCCCUGCACCCAAAAACAGCAAGAAGAAAAAGCAGAAGAAUGCAGGUGCUGCUUCUACGUCUGCGUUCACAGCUCCUGGCAUGACUGCUGAUGUGAAUCCAAUCUCUGUGGAGACAGCUGCCCAGAAGGAAAACCUCCCAGAGAAAACGCGGAACAAACCGAACUCCAGCGUUACAGCCCCGGCAGAGAUGAGCAGGUUGGCAAAUGGAUAUCCCGAUCCGCCUCAGAGUGUUGGCAAAGAAAACCCGCUACUAAUCCCAGUCUCAAGCACCGAACCCCCCCCAGACCAGGAGGAGGAAUUCCCGGCCCUCGCGACUAAGAAACCACCUCCAGGUUUCAGGGCCUCCUUCCCAUUAACAGCCUCCGUGCCCCCCUCAGCCUUACCAAUGCCCCCACCUCCACCUGGUUUGGGAAUCGCUGCCCCAAAGCCGCCUCCAGGCUUCACAGGAAUCCCCCUCAACAGCAAUGUGGUGGAGGUUGCACCCUCUGCAGUUAACAGCGCUCCCAAGGCGUUAAGCAGUGGUUACCUGGUCCCAGAUGACUUCCAGCAGAGGAACCUGGAGCUCAUCCAGUCCAUUAAAAAGUACCUCAACAACGACGAGUCCAAGUUCAACCAGUUCAAAAACUACUCUGCUCAAUUCAGACAGAGUGUGAUCUCAGCGGCACAGUACCACUGCUGCUGCGAGGACCUACUCGGAGACAACUUCAACAGGAUCUUCAACGAGCUGCUGGUACUACUGCCCGACACCACCAAGCAGCAGGAGCUGCUGACAGCCCACGCAGACUGCAAGGCUGUGGAGAGGCAGGCGGGCAGAGGAAGGAAAAACAGGAACAGGAACAAUGCCUGGCACACACCCCAUUCGGCGGCUAACACCGCAGCCGAACUGGACUGCCAGGUUUGCCCCACUUGCAGACAGGUACUUGCCCCCAAGGACUUUAACUCCCAUAAGACCCUGCACAUCACAGAAAAUGAAGAAUUCCCCUCCUUGCAGUCAAUUAGUCGCAUCAUCAGAUGAAGCACAUGGGGGGCAACAGCCCGUUUCCAGGCAAAUCCCAAAGAGGUUAAAGGUCUGUCUCUCAAGAUGAAAGACGCUGGUUUGGGGCAUUAGUGCUCUAAGGACCAUAGGGAUUGGUUUGUGUGUGUGGUUUACAGGUGGGUGGUGUUGGCUCCAUCUUUUCUCAUCUCCUGCAGAUGCUUCAACUUGACACUUACAAAUGGUGUCUCCUCCUACAGCACUUUGCUCCUUAACUGAAACUGUCUUAUUUUGCUUUUUCAUUAGUCAACACAUCAGCAUUUGAACAAAGUGCAUGUGUCCUAGUGGUGCUGCUUUAGUAGAAAACCAUCAGCCUUUCAAAUGCUCUGUGUAAAUCUUCACGACUUUUCUUGUCGGGCCUGCGUUCUCUGAGUGGACAGAUUGUUAGCUCGUCAGAUGGGGACGAAGCUGUUUGGAAAUCAGAACAAACUUCAGUUUCAUACUUGAAAUUUACCUGUAAUCUUCUCGUCUUCAAAUUAAACAUCAGAAAUGUUUUUCUUUGAUUGAUAGGCUCAUCAGGGCUCUUGCACUGCACAUUUCAAAUGAAAAGUAAAAUAAAAAAAAAUCAAUGAAAUUCA